GGUCACUCGGCGGGCAGGACGCGCUCGGGAGCGGCCCGGGGGCACCAUGCCCACCUUCGACGAGGCGCUGCAGCGGGCCGGCGAGUUCGGGCGCUUCCAGAGGCGCGUGUUCCUGCUGCUGUGCCUGACGGGCGUCACCUUCGCCUUCCUCUUCGUGGGGGUGGUCUUCCUGGGCCGCCGGCCCGAGCGCUACUGGUGCCGCGGGCCGGGCGCGGCGGCGCUGGCCGAGCGCUGCGGCUGGAGCCCCGAGGAGGAGUGGAACCGCACAGCCCCCGAGCCACGCGGCCACGGGCCCUGCCGGCGCUACCUGCUGGAGGCGGCCAACGCCAGCGCGCCCGCGGCCGGCGGGGCCACGGCCGCCCCGCUCAGCUGCGCCGACCCGCUCGCCGCCUUCCCCAACCGCUCGGCGCCGCUCGCGCCUUGCCGGGGCGGCUGGCGCUACGCCCAGGCCCACUCCACCAUCGUCAGCGAGUUUGACCUCAUGUGCGUCAAUGCCUGGCUGCUGGACCUCAGCCAAGCCAUCCUCAACCUGGGCUUCUUCACCGGCGCCUUCACCCUGGGCUAUGCCGCCGACAGGUACGGCAGGAUCGUCAUCUACCUGACCUCCUGCCUGGGCGUCGGCGUGGCCGGAGUGGUGGUGGCCUUUGCUCCCAACUUCACGGUGUUUGUCAUCUUCCGCUUCCUGCAGGGCAUUUUUGGGAAGGGCACGUGGAUCACCUGCUAUGUGAUUGUGACCGAGAUAGUGGGCUCCAAGCAGAGGAGGAUUGUGGGCAUCGUGAUUCAGAUGUUCUUCACCCUGGGAAUCAUCAUUCUCCCGGGAAUCGCCUACUUCAUCCCGAGCUGGCAGGGCAUCCAGCUCGCCACCACGCUGCCCAACUUCCUCUUCCUCCUGUAUUACUGGGUGGUUCCCGAGUCUCCCCGGUGGCUGGUGACCCAGAAGAAAGGAGAUAAGGCAUUACAAGUUCUGAGGCGCAUUGCCAAAUGCAAUGGGAAAUACCUCUCACCAAAUUACUCCGAGAUCACUGUUACAGAUGAGGAAGUUAGUAAUCCAUCCUUUUUAGAUCUGGUGAGAACUCCCCAAAUGAGGAAGUGCACCCUUAUACUUAUGUUUGCUUGGUUCACGAGCGCCGUGGUUUACCAAGGACUCGUCAUGCGCCUGGGGAUCACAGGAGGCAAUCUCUAUAUUGACUUCCUCAUUUCCGGAGUGGUGGAGUUACCAGCAGCGAUCUUGAUCUUACUGACCAUUGAACGCUUAGGCCGUCGCCUGCCUUUUGCUGUCAGCAACAUAGUAGCAGGGGUGGCAUGUCUUGUCACUGCGUUCUUACCAGAAGGAAUACCCUGGUUAAGGACCACAGUGGCUACCCUGGGCAGACUCGGGAUAACCAUGGCCUUUGAAAUCGUUUAUUUGGUCAACUCGGAAUUGUAUCCAACGACCUUACGAAACUUUGGAGUUUCUCUCUGUUCAGGUUUGUGUGAUUUUGGGGGAAUCAUAGCCCCAUUUUUGCUCUUCCGGCUAGCAGCUGUGUGGCUUGAACUACCUCUUAUCAUUUUUGGUGUCCUGGCAUCCAUCUGCGGUGGUCUUGUCAUGCUUCUGCCUGAAACCAAGGGCAUGGCCUUGCCAGAGACAGUCGACGACGUGGAAAAGCUUGGCAGGAAGAAGAAGACCCCAGUUUCCAGCUCUCACUUUUGAGGCCGCUGCGGAAGGGGCCGGGAAGGAGCUGACCCCGCCCCUGCAGGGCCAGCCGGACCUUGAGGCCAACAUGCUGCUUCAGCCCCGCCGGGACACCCAAGCAAGCCAGAGUGUUGUUGAGAAUGUUGGACACGUUCCCCCAUGUGCGCAACCCACAAGGACACACAGCCACCGGCCGGCUCAGCUGAGCCCCUGGGCACACACAGCAACGGCCGGGGUGGCGGGGGUCUCAGCCCUAGCCACUUCCCAUGACAGCUCCACGCUGGUGGAAACUCGGGCUGUGAGUGUCCGGAAGAUUCCGGGAUGAGACUGGGGGUCCUGCUCAGAGAGAGACCCAAGGCUUCCUCUCCGUGCACCCCUGAAGCAUGGGAGAGGGGGGCAGUAAAGGCAUACUUAGGCCUCAGCCAUAAAGGACAGAGCAUUGGAGAGAGGGGGGCUCUUGGUCCCCGACACAAGUGUGGGGCCACACUUAGUCCGGAGAUGGUUCUGAGCGGCGCAUGGUCCUCCUGGGGUAGACACCGAACAGCAGAGCCAGUGGACGCCACCUCUUAGCAUUUAAUGUCAAAGCGCUAUCUGCCCUCUGCUUGUGAGUGCCUGCCACGCUCUGCCUGUGGUCAGGAGGGGAAAGCACUUUUGUCUUUGAAAGAAGCUGACGUUUUAACUUAAACACAGAUCAGAGAUCUCCAGAAAGGAAAGAGCGGGAGCUUUAUAGGUGGCUUCACAGAUACUACUCGAGAUUGGGGGAGCGGGCGGGUCUUCCUGCUGGAAGCGCAGAGCUACCUCCCUCUGAGGUUCUGCUUUAUAUUUUAUAUUUCUCCUAUUUUUCAGGCCCAGCAUCUUUCUGAUGCAAAAGUUUUUCAUGACUUGGUGUGUGUGCACAGGCCAGAUGGGCACCGCGGGGGGAACCCCUGGCCGUGGAGGCGUGGCGUCCUGCGGACAUCUGCAGCUGCCUGCCGUGUCGGUGCUGCCCGGCAUCCAGGGGUGGAGAAUGUUGGAUUUGGGGAUGGAAUCAGCACAGCUCUCGGAUUCACCCUUUAUACAGAUGCACUUGCAUUUUUACUUCCUUUCCUCUCACCCUGGAAUUGUAUUCUGAGUGGAUGUGUUUUUUUUUUUUUUUGGUCUUGGUACUAAUAAAACCAUGCAAAUUGUUAA
Sorex araneus (European shrew) is the source of this 2842-nucleotide messenger RNA. It is a transcript of the gene SLC22A3, whose product is annotated as solute carrier family 22 member 3. Bases 47 to 1690 code for a protein of 547 amino acids. The transcript is spliced from 11 exons. Gene Ontology annotation, cellular component: membrane. Gene Ontology annotation, biological process: transmembrane transport. The record is from RefSeq and is a predicted model, not a curated record. Gene Ontology annotation, molecular function: transmembrane transporter activity. Lineage: Eukaryota; Metazoa; Chordata; Mammalia; Eulipotyphla; Soricidae.